ACACACACACACAAUAUAAUAUAUACUUAUAAGAUAUAUGUAAAAUAUGUAACAGCUUUUCCAGUUGUAUUGAGAUAUCCUUAAAAAGAGUAAAGAUUUCAUUUGGUAAAUUCCUCCUUUUUAUUUUUAUGUCAGAGCGAGAGAAUAUGAGAAGUUGAGAUGUCAAUUAAAUGGAUAAAAUGGAUAGAUUUAUUUUAUUCAGAUGUAGUAUGGCUGAUAAAAACAAAGAUACAGCAUCCCUUUUUUAAAGGAAUUCCCCAUCCUUGGCCUCACUGCUAGGUAAUUUUAUGCCAUUUUGAAGAUAAGUGGUUCUUAUUUGCCAAUAACCAUUUUUACUGUAUUCUAUGUUUAAAUACAAUGGGUUGUAUAUUUGUAUCUACCUUUCAAUGCAGAUAAUUAACCAAUUCCCAGUUUUCUUUCAGGUAAAUGUUGGAGAUAUAGUUAUAAUAAAAGGCAAAGAGUAUAUCCCUGCUGACACUGUACUUCUCUCAUCAAGGUAGAGAUGCCUACUGAUGCUCAAACAGUGUAGAGGAUGGUUUCUCUGCCCUGCAUUGACCCUGUGAUUCCUCCAAGGAAAUAAGGAAUAAACGAAGAAUUUUAAAACCUCUCGAAUGAUUUUGAAUUAAGCAUUAAAAAAAUUGAUUGGACUUAAAGGACUCUUUCAUGUUUGCCAUAUAAAAUAAAUGAUGGGCAUUAUACUUUAUCAUUCAAAACUUAUAAUUACAAUUUAGAGUCUACCCUUCCUCUGGAUAUGUCCCGAUCCUCUCAUAUGGACCACUCACUCGUGUGUGACUUCCUGUCAUUUAUUUUAUAUGAUACAUGAAUUAGGUUCUACUGAUUUCAUCUUGCAGUCCUUGUCAUGACGAAUUUCUUUAUGACGUAUUUGUAUCUCUCUCCAAAGUUUCUUCAUCUUUACGGUGCAUUGGUACAAGAAAAUGGAUGAUUCCUUUUUUUUUUGUCAUCAUAUCUUUUGAAAUUCCAUACUCUUCCAACAAAAAAAGUUUUUUGCUCUUUUUUUAAAAGUUCUUUCCAUUACUGAAUUUAGAUAAUUUUUGUUUCACUCAUAUUGAAGCUAGUCAUGAAUUAGUAUUCAGAACCUACGGCACUAUUACCCUUUAAAGAAUGUGACUUUCAAAUGGAUUUAGGUUUAAAAACUAUAAAACUAGUCCUAAUAUAAAGUAAGGAAAAUGUUUUUAAUAUUUUAGAGGUUGUUUAUCAUCAUUUCCUUGGACAGUUUUAUUUGCAAAAUCUACGUAUAAAUAUGGACAGUGUCCUUUUUUCAAAAUCUGUUUAAUCAGGUCAUUAUUGAAAGUGAUUGGAAAUAUGACCAAUUAGUGAAAUUUAAAUAAGCAAGUAAAAGUUACCCAGAUACUUAUAGGAGUAAGUCUAUAAGUAGUUGAAGUAACUAUAGGUAGUUAUAUUUCCAUAUUUUUUUAGUUCCGAGCUCUUUGUACCUUUUCUUUAUAGGUUUUGUUUUCAGAAAAAUUGAAAUUAUGAUGUUUUUGAAUCAACCUUUCUGUCAAUGGUUUCCUUUGCUUAUAGUUUUAUCAGGGUAGGUUUCUAAAACUGAAGUAAAGGAAUUGUCCACACAUGGCAGUGUGAACAUGAGUUUAACAGGGAAUCCAUUGUCUGUCUCAGGUGCUCGUAGCAUCAGGUGUUAGAGCUCUUCCUAGGAGGCAGGAGACCAGGUUUCUUAUCUUGGCCUGGCGAUUUUGAACAAAAUAAUCUCUCAGGCCUUGAUUUCAUAUCUUUUAAAAUGAGGAAGAUGGAUUACUUCAGCAUGCUCUCAUAUUCCUUGAGUCUCCUUUUUGUUUGAAUUGGUAGUAUUUCAUUAAUUUUUCAGCAUGCCUAACCAACAGUCCGAUGGGCCAAGUAACACUUUGAGAAAUGGAAUGAAUGAAUGACCAUCUGAAUGUCGUCAUGUAUAUAUAAUGAACAUUUCAGCAAUUUAAGAACCAUAUUGAUGUUUUUCUGAUUAAACUUAUCAUAGAGACAUUACCAUAGAGAGAAUCAUAUAUGCUGAACCAGUAAUUACAAUAUUUAAAUUUUGUAUACUCAAAAUAUUAAGAUAACUGACUCUACUACCCUGACUUUAUACUUAGGUCUAAGUUAAAAGUUGUCAAAAUAUUUUUCAUCUGCCUCUGUCCAAUCCCAGAAACUCCCAUAAAACUCUGCGCUGGUAUUUCUUAAACUUUAGAGCAUUUUUACAGGAUUUAUUUUCUAAACAUUAAAAACAUUCACUGGUGGCUAUCAGUAUUGGUAAAUCAAGUAGUGUCUAUAUCUUAAUAUAGCAUACACAGUAACGAACUUCCUCCAAAGAUUAUUACUUUUAAAAAGAUUACCUGAUAUUUCUGUCCAAGUGGCAAAAUACCACCUUUCAGUUGUUGUUUUCUCAAAAGGGUUUUUGCAGUACUUGGCUCUUUUGAACCUACGUUAGACUGAAGAAGUAGAUGAAGUUUUGUCAUUAUUUAACAGAAAGAGGAAUUUUGACCUUAAGUCUUAUUUUUAGCCACUUAACUUUAGCUAAUGACUAGGGUUGGAAUACUUAAUUCCUAGUCUAAUAUCUUCAUUAUAUCAUAGCCUCUGCGAUCAAAACAAGUGCAUGGUGAUUUUCACCUGCAGGUGACCAUCAUUUAGCAUAGCAACAAACCACAGCUUAUAAUAUUUUAAUCUCUAAAUAUUUUUAAUUAUUAAUUAAUAAUAGUUUAUCUUCGUUGAGGUAGUUUGAAAUUAAAGCAUGACCAUGGUUGAAGGUUACUGUGUUUCAAUGAUUUUCAUUUUGAAGUAAAGAAACUGACAUUUUACCUUAUAACAAACAGAUACAUGAGUUUAGAAAGUAUAAAAGAGUAAAAUAACUCAAACUCUUAAUUCCAAUCCAAACAGGUUCUUGGCAUGUCUACUUCAUACCUUUGAAAAAUUUUUCCCAGAUUCAAAGGAUUACCCUCCCAAAAUGCAUUACCUAGACUUUAUUAUUAAAUAACUCACAAGGCUGCAAUUAUGCCUUCUAACUUCCUAAAAUCCAUGUCUUUGCAGCUCUGCAUUAAAGUUGAUACAAUAUUUAUGCAGUGAAGUUUGAAAAUGUUUUGGAAUCAAAAAAUUUUAAAUACAGUUAUUUUUUAGUAUAUGUGUAAUAUACUUUGUUUUUCAGAAGUAGUUUCCUCAAAAGGAGUUUCCACAAUUAUUUUCUUUCUUUUAGGCUAGGAGUGGACAUAGAGUAGAUGGCAUGAGAAUGAGGAAUUGGAGAAAGGGAAUCUUUCAGAUAAAGUAGCUCUAUCUAAAAAUAUCUUUUUAUAUAGUGUAAGAUGUGCUUGUGAUUAAACUUUAAAAAAUCAAAAAUUUUCACAUCGAAAAUUGAACUUAAAAGCAAAUAAGUAAUCUAAAUAUUCCAUGUUUUCUUGUACCUUUAGACCUGAUCAAAAUAAGUUUUGAAAAAAUUGGCAUUAGACAUUUUCUAUUAACAUGUAUUCUUUUCUGUAAUAAUUUCAAACUUUCUGUCUCCUUUGUCCAUUUGUUUGUUUUGUCUGUUAUUUAUUUUUUUCCAUUUUAAUUACUUUAAACUGGGACCUGUAGGUGGCUGUGGGGGAAAUAGUGAAAGUGACCAAUGGGGAACACCUCCCAGCAGAUCUCAUCAGCCUGUCCUCAAGCGAGCCCCAGGCCAUGUGCUACAUUGAAACUUCCAACUUAGAUGGUGAAACAAACCUGAAAAUUAGACAGGGCUUACCAGUAACAUCAGAUAUAAGAGACAUUGACAGUUUGAUGAGAAUUUCUGGCAGAGUCGAGUGUGAAAGUCCAAACAGACAUCUCUACGAUUUUGUUGGAAACAUAAGGCUUGACGGACACGGCACCGUGCCCCUGGGAGCAGAUCAGAUUCUUCUUCGAGGUGCCCAGUUGAGAAACACACAGUGGGUUCACGGAAUCGUCGUCUACACUGGACAUGACACCAAGCUGAUGCAGAAUUCAACAAGUCCACCGCUUAAACUCUCAAAUGUGGAACGAAUUACAAAUGUACAAAUUUUGAUUUUAUUUUGUAUCUUAAUCGCCAUGUCCCUUAUCUGCUCUGUGGGCUCAGCCAUUUGGAAUCGAAGGCACUCUGGGAAGGACUGGUACCUCAACCUAAAUUAUGGUGGCGCUAAUAAUUUCGGGCUGAAUUUCUUGACCUUCAUCAUCCUUUUCAACAAUCUCAUUCCUAUCAGCUUGUUGGUUACAUUAGAAGUGGUGAAAUUUACCCAGGCCUACUUCAUAAAUUGGGAUCUCGACAUGCACUAUGAACCCACAGACACUGCUGCUAUGGCUCGAACGUCUAAUCUGAAUGAGGAACUUGGCCAGGUAAAAUACAUAUUUUCGGAUAAAACUGGAACUCUGACAUGCAAUGUGAUGCAGUUCAAGAAGUGCAGCAUAGCUGGAGUCGCUUAUGGGCAGAGCUCACAGUUUGGAGAUGAAAAAACAUUUAGUGAUUCAUCAUUGCUGGAAAAUCUCCAAAAUAAUCAUCCAACCGCGCCUGUAAUAUGCGAAUUUCUCACCAUGAUGGCAGUCUGUCACACGGCAGUACCAGAGCGAGAAGGCGACAAGAUUAUUUAUCAGGCAGCGUCCCCAGAUGAGGGAGCCUUGGUCAGAGCAGCCAAGCAAUUGAAUUUUGUUUUCACUGGAAGAACACCUGACUCAGUGAUUAUAGAUUCGCUGGGGCAAGAAGAGAGAUAUGAAUUACUCAAUGUCCUGGAGUUCACCAGCUCUAGGAAAAGAAUGUCAGUGAUUGUUCGCACCCCGUCCGGGAAGUUACGACUCUACUGCAAAGGAGCCGACACUGUAAUUUAUGAUCGACUGGCGGAGACUUCAAAAUACAAAGAAAUUACCCUAAAACAUUUAGAGCAGUUUGCAACAGAAGGGUUAAGAACUUUGUGCUUUGCUGUGGCUGAGAUUUCAGAGAGCGACUUCCAGGAGUGGCGAGCAGUCUAUCAGCGCGCGUCCACAUCUGUGCAGAACCGGCCGCUCAAGCUCGAAGAGAGCUAUGAGUUAAUCGAAAAGAAUCUUCAGCUACUUGGAGCUACAGCCAUUGAGGAUAAAUUACAAGAUCAAGUGCCUGAAACCAUAGAAAUGCUCAUGAAAGCAGACAUUAAAAUCUGGAUCCUUACAGGAGACAAGCAAGAAACUGCCAUUAACAUUGGACACUCCUGCAAACUUCUGAGGAAGAACAUGGGAAUGAUCGUCAUAAAUGAAGGCUCUCUGGAUGGAACGAGGGAAACUCUCAGUCGUCACUGCACCACCCUGGGCGAUGCCCUUCGGAAGGAGAACGAUUUUGCUCUUAUAAUCGAUGGGAAGACCCUCAAGUACGCCUUGACUUUCGGAGUGCGGCAUUACUUCCUGGACCUGGCUUUGUCCUGCAAAGCUGUUAUUUGCUGCAGGGUCUCUCCUCUUCAAAAAUCCGAAGUCGUUGACAUGGUUAAGAAACAAGUCAAAGCCAUAACGCUCGCCAUCGGCGAUGGGGCCAACGAUGUCAGCAUGAUUCAGACGGCACAUGUCGGCGUUGGAAUAAGCGGUAAUGAAGGCCUCCAGGCAGCUAAUUCUUCUGAUUACUCCAUAGCUCAGUUCAAGUAUUUGAAGAACUUGUUGAUGGUUCACGGUGCCUGGAACUAUAACAGGGUCUCCAAGUGCAUUUUGUACUGCUUCUACAAGAACAUUGUCCUCUAUAUUAUCGAGAUCUGGUUUGCCUUUGUUAAUGGCUUUUCUGGACAGAUCCUCUUUGAGAGAUGGUGUAUAGGUCUUUAUAAUGUGAUGUUUACAGCAAUGCCUCCCUUAACUCUCGGAAUCUUUGAGAGAUCAUGCAGAAAAGAGAAUAUGUUGAAGUAUCCUGAAUUAUACAAAACGUCUCAGAACGCCCUGGACUUCAACACCAAGGUUUUCUGGGUUCAUUGUUUAAAUGGCCUGUUCCACUCAGUUAUUCUGUUUUGGUUUCCACUAAAAGCCCUUCAGUAUGGUACUGUGUUUGGAAACGGGAAAACCUCCGAUUAUCUGCUGCUGGGAAACUUUGUUUACACAUUUGUGGUGAUAACUGUGUGUUUGAAAGCUGGAUUAGAGACAUCGUAUUGGACAUGGUUCAGCCACAUCGCGAUCUGGGGCAGCAUUGCGCUCUGGGUGGUGUUCUUCGGGAUCUACUCAUCUCUGUGGCCUGCUGUUCCGAUGGCCCCGGACAUGUCAGGAGAGGCAGCCAUGCUCUUCAGCUCCGGAGUCUUUUGGACGGGCCUGUUCUUCAUCCCCGUGGCCUCGCUGCUUCUGGAUGUGGCCUGCAAGGUUAUCAAGAGGACUGCUUUUAAAACAUUAGUAGAUGAAGUUCAGGAGCUGGAGGCAAAAUCUCAAGAUCCAGGAGCAGUCGUGCUUGGAAAAAGCCUCACAGAGAGGGCACAACUGCUCAAGAACGUCUUUAAGAAGAACCACGUAAACUUGUACCGCUCGGAAUCAUUGCAACAAAACCUGCUCCACGGGUAUGCUUUCUCUCAAGAUGAAAACGGCAUCGUCUCACAGUCAGAAGUGAUUAGGGCCUAUGAUACCACAAAGCAGAGACCUGAUGAAUGGUGAUGGGGAGGGCCACCAGGCAGGCUCUGCUGCGUCUCUGAGGAGGGCUCCCGGUCUUCACCGAAAGCUGCAGACCAAUUCCAGCCUGGUCCAAGGAGGUGAAAGGUGGAUCUGAGCUCAUGUCAUUGAUUGACAUUCAGAUUCAUGUAUAUUAUAGACAUAAGCACUGUGCGAUCUACUGUAACACCAUCUCUUUCAGAUUUUUUUAAGUAUGUGCUGAGUCUUUGUAAACAGAACUUGAAACUGACUUGUAUCUUGCCGGACUGCUUUCUUACUCUGAGAAUAGGCCAGGAUUCUGAAUCCGUAACUGUGGGGCUGUAACUGUCAGUUUAUUGGAUAUACCACAAGGCGACCAACCAUUAAAAACUCCAAAAUGGUAACAAGCGAAAGGGGCUCUUACUAUCCAGACUUAGAUUUCAGGAUAUGCUGAGAAAAAAAAAACAAAACGAAAAAAAACCAGCAUUCUUAAGGAACUGACUCAUCUUACUGAGCAAAAUUUCUAGACAAGACAUUAAUAAGUGUUUGUGUCAAAAAUUGUCUUGAUAAGUGUUUGCCAAAGAAGUUCAAUAAAUUAUUUUUCAUUCAGUAGUCAUUUGCCCAGAAAUUUGAGAGCGAGCUUACCUCCAGUCCUGCUGUCAGAUCUGCAUGCUUGACUUUUCAAAUCUAAGAGUGAUUUGCAAAACUGAGUAUUUCGAGGCAUUUGCUACUAAAAUCUGUGAUGUUGCACCUUCGGCCUUACAGACGCUUCUUUCUUGUCUGUCUUGUUUAUUUGUUCAGGUUAGAGGGCACGCGUAGUCAUGUGACUCUGUCAUUACUGAUUUUUAAAACUGUUUAUGUCUCAGUCAUUUCUAACGAGGUUGCAUCAUCAUUUAGAUUUUUCUAAAAGUCUGGCUUCUGCUGUAGAUUGAGUGAUGUCCUUUUGUCUUAAAGUUGUCUCUGUUAAGAAAAAUAUGCUUCUGUACUCACGUGGGAUUUCUAAUGCUUCUGUGGAGAUGUUUGAAAUACCGUGUCAGACAAAUGCGCGGCGUCUGUGCUGUGAUCCGGUUCCCCGGCCGUGCCCGCCGGAGACGCCUGUGGUCACGCAGCACACCCCGGCGCUGUGCGCACACCCCGGCGCUGUGCGCACGCCCAGCACUGCGGCCUGACAAGUGCCUCACAGGCCGCUUGUCAAGCAGCUCCCAAAACUAGGCACAUGCUGCUAAUCAGGACAAAUAAGUAGUACAUUUUCCCCGCUCAAAAAAUACUUCUUUUACU
Miniopterus natalensis is the source of this 7821-nucleotide messenger RNA. RefSeq names its product ATPase phospholipid transporting 8A1 (gene ATP8A1). Gene Ontology annotation, biological process: phospholipid translocation. Gene Ontology annotation, molecular function: ATP binding; magnesium ion binding; ATP hydrolysis activity. Lineage: Eukaryota; Metazoa; Chordata; Mammalia; Chiroptera; Miniopteridae. Gene Ontology annotation, cellular component: trans-Golgi network; plasma membrane. The record is from RefSeq and is a predicted model, not a curated record.